AUGACCGACUCGACAGAUAUUGAUGAAAAAAAAAAUCAAACCGUCAUAUCGGUAGAUGUACUUGAAUCAGGCCUGCCCGCUGUGGAACCAUUGGUCGUUAAGGAUAAAGAAGGUAAGGAACUAAGAAGAGCAGAAAUUGUCUCACAACCAGUUACUACAAAAUGGGAACUUUUUGGUUACGCUUUAUAUUAUUUUGCCAAUAAUUCCACUGGACCCUAUACCUAUACUCCAACCGCUUUCCAGAAUAUUUUAAAUCAAGGGGGUUACGAUGCCGAUAAGGGUAAAAGUUUUAGGUGUACUGAUUCAACAACCCGUUGCUAUAUCAACUUUGGGAGCGAUAGAAGUAUUGAUUCUGUUGUUUUAAUUUGUCAAGGUAUCGGAUUUACUUUGCAGACUGUGAUAUUUUUAUUUCUUGGUGGUUUUGCUGAUUACGGGAAUUCUGGAUCUUGGAUUUUAAUUGGCUUUAGUAUUCUAUCCUGGGGGGUCCAAAUUGCUUGGAUUGGAGUUCAUGAUGGUUCUAAAUAUCCUGCGGCUAUAGCUUUGAGUAUAUUGGCGUCAUUUGGGUACCAAGGUUGUCAAUCAUUUUGGACAGCUUUGUUCCCAAGUUUAGCCAGAGGGCUUCCAAAAUCAAGAGAGCUUGAAGGACUAAUGUUGGAUCAAAAAAUCACUGAAGAUGAAUACUAUGCUCACGAUGAACAUUAUAGAAAUAAGAUUUCCAAUUAUAGUUGGGCUUUUUCAAAUGUUGGUAUUUUCACUGUUUCUGCUGUAUCGGUAGGUAUCUUGUUUGGAAUACAUUCAAGGAAAUCCGAAUCUCAAAAUAAUUGGGGGAUAAGCGUUGUUAUUCUUUGGGCGACAUUAUUUUGGAUAGUUUUUGGUAUCCCUUGGUUUUUCAUUCAAAAGAAGAGAAUUAAUCAACAUCUUCCUCCUAACACAAAUUAUUUCACUCUCCCGUUUAAACAAUUAGCUUAUAGUUUUAAAAGCUUUAAGACUUUGAAACAGACUUCUAUUUACCUUUUAUCUUAUUGGCUUCUUGGUGAUGGUUUGAACACUUCCCUCAAUCUUCAAAGCAUUUUGCAGAAUGAUGUCGUUUCGUAUGAUAUGAUAAGUGUGAGUCUUUUGAACUUAUUAAAUGCUGGUUGUUCAAUUAUUGGAGUGUUUGUCUUUUGGUCUAUUCAACAAAAAUAUAAACUCUCAACCAAAACUAUGUUUAUGGCUAAUUCCAUUUUCAUCACUUUUUUACCUCUCUAUGGCUUGAUCGGGACUUGGACUCAAAGGAUAGGUUUUCAUCAUGUUUGGGAAGUUUAUGCCUACAAUGCUUAUCUGGGAUUAUUCAUAAGCCCUUAUUAUGCUUAUAGUAGUACAAUGAUGAGCUGUGUCUCACCUAGGGGUAAAGAAUACUUAUUUUUUGCCAUUUUCAGUACUAUUAACAAAACAUCAAGCUUUAUUGGACCUUUCGUUACGUCUGGUAUCAUUGAUAGGACAAACAACACCAAUUCAGGCUUCUCUUUCACGCUUGCUCUAUGCUUUAUUUCGUGUGUUUUGACAACUUUUAUCAGUGAAAAGAAAUCUAGAAUCGAAUGUGAAGAAUUUUUGAUAGAGGAAGAUCGCAAGAUAAAAAUGGGUGAGCCUUUGGUUUUUUGA
Messenger RNA from Hyphopichia burtonii NRRL Y-1933, 1641 nucleotides. Its product is annotated as MFS general substrate transporter. The record is from RefSeq and is a predicted model, not a curated record. The transcript has a single exon. Bases 1 to 1641 code for a protein of 546 amino acids. NCBI's taxonomy places the organism in Eukaryota, Fungi, Ascomycota, Pichiomycetes, Serinales, Debaryomycetaceae.